ACACACUCAUAGUGGUGUCUACGGAAAGCCAUCUGGGACAAAAAUCGCGUUGUGCUAUUUUAGAGCAAGCCAGAAUAUCAUAUGACAGAAAAAAGGCAAGCAUUAUUCUGAAAUGCCUCGCUUAAACAGUGCCCAACUUCCUUAAAAUGUUGUGUAGUGAUUUUUUUUUAUAUAGAUUGUAUAUCGAAGUUAAUGUAUAUUUGGUAACAUUUUGCUUCCCCAAACUUUUAAUUUGCUACUAGCUUUUUUUAUGCAGUAGCAUUUUUCUGAUACCCUACGCUGCAGUAUAUGACUGACCCUGAGUGAAUACCUAUAUAAUUACCGGUAUUCGUUUUUUUAACAUGUACAUUAUUAGUAUCUUUCAUAAAGUGAAAAUCAAUCAAUCUUUGUUUUAUAUAGCGCCUUUCAUAAUGGACUUCCAUCACAAAGUGCUUUACAAGAUAGUGAGGAACAAUGCAUAAUACAUAAAAUACAGUGAAAUACACGGAAUAGUACAUUAAAUAAACAGUAAAAAAAACAAUGCAAAUACAUUAAAUACAGGCAUAAUACAUUAAAUACAAGGCUAGGAUGUGAAUUCUAAUCAUUGUGGAUGCGCGUGUCAUACAGAAUCAUGCGAAUAAGAUGGAGUGAAAAACCUGAAAUAGCAAUUUAGACAACAGCUAAUAACAGAUAUCAGUGGGCGACUGUGGGAGCUACACACACUAAAGCUGGGAGAGAGUUUCAGAUAGUCGUGGCAAUGAGGCUAAAAGAGCGCUCUCCGAGUGUGGUGCACUUUUGCUUGGGUAUAACAAGCAAUCCAGAGUCAGAGGACCUAAGUUGACGUGUAGGGACAUAGCGGGUCAGCAGGUUGGAGAGAUACUCUGGACCUGUGUGAUGAAGGGCCUUACAGCCAAGCAGGAGAAUUUUGAAAGUAAUCCUGAACUUUACAGGUAGCCAGUGCAGCUGGGCAAGACGGGGGGUAAUGUGAUCAUGUUUUUUACAUCUGCUAAGGAUCCUUGCAGCGGCAUUUUGAACCAGCUGCAAUCGGUUUAUGGCGCGUGACGGAAGACCACCAUAGAGAGUUGCAGUAGUCGAGAGGAGAUGAAUGCAUGACAGAGUAUCUCUGCAUCUCGGAGGGAAAGGUUCUGUGAGUUCUUCCUCAGAGGUGCACUCACCACCCAACGUGGGGCUGAGGCGCAGUGGUCAGAUUGAAGGGGUACGACAGAUGCACAGCAAUGCACCGAGGAGUGAAAUUGCCACUGAGAGAGACCUUGUAGCCUGGAGUCGAAGAGUGCUGGUGCCAGAGCUACCUCCAGGCAUAUCCAGGAAGCAGGAACAAGUGAGAACUGCCAAGGGAGAAGAGGAGAUAAGCAUUUACAAAUUAGAGAAGAAAAAGAGAACAGUGCCAAGUCAUAUUCAGAGGGAAGCUAAGAACCAUGGACCUGAGUCACUGAGUGACGGUGGGGAGACGAGGAGAAUGCAGGUGAACCAGCACAACUACCAUACGAGAGCAGCGGUGGAGGAGACUAGUAGGCAGGGGGACACAGCUGAGGAGGAGAACAGCUCCUCAGAGGAGGGUGAAGUUCGUCCUGCAAGUGGUGAAACAUCAGACGAGGAGGGAAGGGCCUGGCCAAGUGACAGCAGCAGCUCCAGUGACUACACAAGUGAUUAUUCUGACUGGACAGCAGAU
Messenger RNA from Acipenser ruthenus (sterlet), 1669 nucleotides. Its product is annotated as PH-interacting protein-like. The transcript is spliced from 6 exons. The record is from RefSeq and is a predicted model, not a curated record. NCBI's taxonomy places the organism in Eukaryota, Metazoa, Chordata, Actinopteri, Acipenseriformes, Acipenseridae. The annotation marks the transcript as partial. Gene Ontology annotation, cellular component: nucleus. Gene Ontology annotation, biological process: regulation of cell shape; cytoskeleton organization; regulation of transcription by RNA polymerase II.